UUGGACGAGUUCAAUAUUGGGUCAUCUGGGUUCAAAAACUAGGUCAGCAGGUCGAAUCAAAGGAAAAGCUUGUUAACACUGUAAGCGCCACAUUUAUGACUGUAUCUUCAUGAAAUUUGGUCAGAAUGUUAAUCUUGAUGAUCUCAAGGUCUAGUAUUAUUCUGGUCAUGUAGGGUCAAAAACUAGGUCACCAGGUCAAAUCAAAGGAAAAGCUAGUUAACACUCUAGAAGCCACAUUUAUGAUCAUAUAUUAAUGAAACUUGGUCAGAAUGUUAAUCUUGAUGAUAUAUAGGUCAGUCUCAAAUCUGGGUCAAAUGGGGUUAAAACUAGGUCACUAGAUCAAAUCAAAGGAAAAGUUUGUUAACACUCUAGAGGCCACAUUUAUGACUAUAUCCUUAUGAACUUAGUCAGAAUGUUGAUCUUGAUGAUCUUUCGGUCAAGUUCGAAUCUGGGUCUUAAGGGAUCAAAAACUAGGUCACCAGGUCAAAUCAAAGGAAAAGCUAGUUAACACUCUAGAGGUCACAAUUUUAGCCCAAUCUUAAUGAAACUUGGUCAGAAUAGUUCCCUCAAUAAAAUCUUGGACGAGUUUGAUAUUAGGUCAUCUGGGGUCAAAAACUAGGUCACCAGGUCAAAUCAAAGGAAAAGCUUGUCAACACUGUAGAGGCCACAUUUAUGACUGUAUCUUCAUAAAACUUGGUCAGAAUUUUAAUCUUGAUGAUCUCAAUGUUUAGUUUGAAUCUGGGUCAUGUAAGGUCAAAAACUAGGUCACCGGGUCAAAUCAAAGGAAAAGCUAGUUAACACUCUAGAGGCCGCAUUUAUGACUAUAUCUUAAUAAAAAUUGGUCAGAAUGUUAAUCUUGAUGAUAUAUAGGUCAGGUUCAAAUCUGGGUCAGAUGGGGUCAAAAACUAGGACACUAGGGCAAAUCAAAGGAAAAGCUUGUUAACACUCUAAAGGCCACAUUUAUGACUGUAUCUUAAUGAAAUUUGGUUAGAAUGUUAAUCUUGAUGAUUCCUAGGUCAGGUGAGCGAUACAGGGCCUUCAUGGCCCUCUUGUUAACAUUUAGUCUGCAAGUGGUUCCACCUUUGUGACCAGUACAGACCCAGAUCAACCUGCAGGUUCAUGGAUGUUGAUCUUGGUCUGCACUGGUCGCUAUUCAGUUAGUAAAUUUUCAGUAAACACCCCUUCAAAUUAUUAAAUGGUAUUGCCCAAAGUGAAUGAUAGACCAGUUCAUUUUAGAAAGCUAGCAGGGUAAAGGUGAAACAAUGUUUUUAGUAUGGGUAUGAAUCACAUUUAGUAAUACCUAGUUUAUUUCAUUAUUUGAAAACACUUCAGUGCACAAGUAAUUUGAUAUAAAAUAGCUGCAAAAAACAAAUGUUUUGCUCAAAUAUUCAGGAAGAUUUGUGUUAGUUAUAUUUGAUAGUUCUCAAGUUCACUUUAUCUUUUACCUAUUUCCCCAGUUUUCAUUUAACCUCGCAUAAUGAUCAAUGGUAAAUGGCAGACAUCGUUUGGUUUAAGGUUUGUUAACCAGAUGUCCAAAGUUCCUUAGGUCAGAUAAUGUAGUGAUGUUGUUUGAAAUCUAAUGGCACUGUAAUUCACUCUGUCUCCCUAGACCUCAUCUGGGACUAGCUUUUAGUUUGGGCUUCCAAAGUGUUACUCCAUAUUGUGUCUUAGUACCACCUGCACACACACACUCUUUUUCAACUUAGAAACAAAGGUUAAAAUUUUGUGUGCAAAUGACUAUCAUGUUGCGUGUCAAAAACUUCCAAAUGUAUUUGAUUGAAACUUGUAAUGCUUCUCUGUAGCCAAGUUUGAUAACUCUUUGUGGAAUUUAGUGUAAAAUAUGGCCUUCUUUUUUCUUAGAAAUAUGGUUAAAGUUUUGCAUUUAACUAACUAUCAAAUUGUAUCUCAGUAACGGCAUGGAUUGGAUUGAAACUUCAUACAAUACUUCUCAGUUGUCAAACCUACCAACUAAGUUUGAUAACUCUCGGUUGAAUUUUAUUUAGCCCUUGUUGUCUUUUUUUUGCUUAGAAAGUUUGUUCAAAAUUAAACCUUUGAUGUCAUGAGUUUUGGAAGGAAACAAUUUUUUUUUAGUUUGGUCUAAUGGAUAGCUCAUUCUUGCAGGAAAGUGAAAACCCCUAUCUUUAAUUUUCUUAUUGCUUCCAUAUUUUUCUUGUCAUUCUUACUUCUCAGUUUGAAAACAUUUUGGUAUAGUAGAAGGUGCUUUCAUUCCUGCAUCUCUUGUUUCUAUUAAGUGGGACUUUUCGGAAAUGAUUUUUGUGUCGAAAAAUAAAUACAAAUAAAGAGUUAUUGCCUUUUGAGCAUCAGUAAGUUGAUUUCUAACAUCACUGAUGUUUAAUUUUGAAACUUUUUGUUAAAAAGUUGAAAACAAAAAUUCUCCAAGGUCAUAAAAAGAUUUAGGGUCGGGCUAUUAUAAACAUUUUAAUAGGGCAGGUUAGGAUACCGGAAACAAACAAUUUUUAGGCCUAAGUAACUCGGGAUUUCGCCGAUAUCUCGAAACCUCAAUAUAGGAUCUCGAAAUUUGGACUUAGUUACUAGUGUCACUUACCUCGAAAUUUCGAGUGAGUACCUCAACAUUUCAAGUUAAUGAAUACACCGGGUCAGUGCUAUGUUAUACACAGUAUCUGCUAAUAUACAAAAUAAUAAAAAUGUGAUACCAGUGAAAGCGAUCUUGUAUUUAUAUACAACAGAAGCUACUUACAAAACUGGUAAAAAGAUUUUCUUAUAAACGUGUAAAAUCAUUGUUAUUCGAAUAUAACCAGAUAACAAGGAGAUAAAUUCAAACACGGUUUCAUGUAUAAAAACUGAUUAGACCUAUGGAUAAACGAGAUAUUUCGUGUGAGCACUAUAUUAUAUUACAUCGAUGUGACGGCAAACAACUUGUUUACAUGUUAUCUCUAACCUUUUAGUUUUUCAUCAAAGCCAGUGCUAGAUCGCUACCAAGGCCAAAAAACAAAAUAUCUGAAAUAUGGAACAAUUUUGUAAACACGGGCCACAACACGCCCACUUGUAUAUAAAACCUGUAAUACUGUGUUACUUCCCCUUACAGUACACACUAUUCGUUUAUAUACAAACGUGUCAAAGCAUUGAAACUAAAUUAUCUAGAGCAGAUUAUAUUUAAUCUGAUAACUUUUAUACUGCCUUACAAUGAGAUGGACCUCGUUGCUCAAUUGAUUUAUAUUCUUAUUUAUGGAUUGAAUGUAAUUUUUGCGCGUUUAUACGGGUAUAAACCAUAUUGGGACUGAGUAGCGCUUCCGGUAUAGCUUAGCAGCAUAGCAGCUAAAAUACAUAUUUGUGACGUUUCAUCCCAUAAAUAUAAAAAAAAAACAUCGUUAUAAAUCUUUUCUAUAAAUAGACAGAACAGCCAAAAGACAAACCUUAUUAAAUUAUAAUUCACCAUCCGAUGAAAAAUAUAGUACGUUGCUGUUUCAAAUUUGAAAUUGAAAACUGGCUUAGUCGUUUCUAUUCAUAGUAAGAGAGAGAGAAAAUGGAUUUUUCGCUAUUACUAAAUGUUCUUUUUGCCGAUUUUCAAAGAUUUAUUUUGAACGACGCCUCUUCGUGUUUUUCUUUUUGAACUAUGUCAGAUUACACAUGCAGUCCCACAGAAAGGGUCGUCCUUAAUGUUAUUUAUCUACUGUAUACAAAAUACAAAGCGAAUGUAAAUGUUAAUCAUUGAAUAUUUGGACACUAUUAUCAAUUUCUUUUAAAACGAUGACUUCAAAUGACAACAUGCGAGAGUUUUUGUACUCUGUGUACUUUAUUAACAUCAACUGGAUACGAUGGAUGUAACAAAUUUCCGUCAAUUUGGGAAGAAAAUUAUAUGUAUUGGUAGAAACUACAAGGCGCUUGCAGCGGAACAAGGGAAUCCCAUUCCGGAGAGCCCUAUCGUGUUUCUGAAGCCAACUACCGCCUACAUUGAAGAAGGGGAAGCAAUAAAGAUUCCACCAGCAUGCAAAGACUUCCUUCAUGAAGUUGAGCUCGGUGUUGUCAUAGGAACCAAUGCUAAGGAUAUAUCCGAAGACCAUGCUCUUGACUGUGUAGCCGGAUAUGCCCUCUGUUUGGAUAUGACAGCAUGGGACUUCCAAUGCAAAGCUAAAGCCGACGGUCAGCCUUGGGCAUUAGCUAAAGGUUUUGACACCGCUUGCCCAGUCAGCAAAUUUAUACCCAAGGAAAAGAUCCCAGACACGAAUAAUGCACGUCUAUGGCUGAAAGUAAACGGAUCGAAAAAACAGGAUAGUUCCACUUCGGAUAUGAUUUUUACUGUUCCGAAGAUUCUGAGUUACCUAAGUCAGUAUUUUACCUUGGAACCAGGGGACAUUAUUCUGACAGGGUCUCCGGCAGGGGCGGGGCCUGUAUCGCGAGGGGACGUUAUUGAAGCCGGUCUGGAAGCUGAGGGGAAAAAAUUGAUUACUAUGACAUUUGAUGUGAAAUAGAAACACGUGCAUAUACUAGUAUGACCGUGAAAUUAUUUGCAAAUACUGGUAACAUGUCAGCCUUGAUAGAUGAAUAUAUUUUCACAACACUAAACAUGUACCUUUGUAUAAUGUAUCAGCUAUAAAUAUAUAGUCUAUACGGAACAGUC
Molecule: messenger RNA, 4600 nt
Organism: Mercenaria mercenaria
Lineage: Eukaryota; Metazoa; Mollusca; Bivalvia; Venerida; Veneridae
Product: acylpyruvase FAHD1, mitochondrial-like
Exons: 3
Coding region: 3798-4451 (217 amino acids)
Cellular component (GO): mitochondrion
Molecular function (GO): acetylpyruvate hydrolase activity
Source: RefSeq, a predicted model, not a curated record